CCACCCAACAUAGAAAUGAUCAGUUGUUUAAUUAUGGCAGCCUCCAUCGUGAAAAGUGGGGGUUCAACAAAAUUACGAUUAUUUUAUAAUUGCGCCACACAAUCGCACAGUAAAACAGGCGUAGUAAAAAAGUGUGAGCAUGUACAGUCUUUCUGCACUCAUCGAACAAAUCACCAGUGUGCGCACGAUAAGUCUGGAGAUAAUGUUCCCACGUCAAAGCUUCCGAAGAAAGACACGGCUCGAUAUUAUGGACAGCCGGCCCCACACACGCACCCUCAUCUCUUACAGAACAAAGAGGUCACUCCGGGAAUUGGAAGAUUGGAAUACAGUCACCGGCGGCAGCGUUUCAUCGAGGAGGUGAUCCGGCGGUCGCAGCGCAAGCACGACGCCGUCACGCGGCACAUCGUGCUCAUCCCGAGCGCCGUGCGCCAGUACAUGACCAACGACAUUCCUUACGUCUUUCGUCAGAACACGGACUUCUGGUACAUGUGCGGCUUCCUGGAGCCGGACAGCGUGCUGCUCAUCGAGGCGACGCGCUCGAAGAACAUCACGACGCUGUUCGUGCCGCCGCGCAACGCGAGCCGCGAGUUGUGGGACGGGGCGCGCGCGGGCACGGACGGCGCGCUCGCGCUCACCGGUGUCGACCAGGCGCUCAGCUUUGACGAGCUCGAGAAGUACCUGAAGGCGUACCUGAAGGGCUCGCGCAACUUCGGCAUCUGGUACGACUACGUGGCGCCGGUGAACCCGACGCUGCACAGCAACGUCAUACGCAAGUUCAUCAUGGAGGAGCGGCAGGCGUUCGUCGAGCAGUGCCGGCCGAUCGUGCAGCGGCAGCGGCUCGUCAAGUCGCCGGCCGAGGCCGAGCUGAUGCGACGCACGUGCCAGAUCGCCGCCGAGGCGAUGACCGAGACGAUGAAGUUCUCCUACCCGCAGGUGGACGAACAUUUCCUGUGGGCCAAGAUGGAGUAUGAAUGUAAGAUUAGAGGUGCCAACUAUCUUGCAUAUCCACCAGUCGUAGCUGGCGGAAACCGUGCCAACACAAUCCAUUACAUUAACAACAAUCAGUUGAUACAGGAUGGGCAGCUAGUACUCAUGGAUGGUGGGUGCGAAUUGUUUGGGUACAACAGUGAUCUAACGCGCACAUGGCCGAUCUCUGGAUCAUUCAGUGAGCCUCAGCUCAGUCUGUACGAAGCUGUGCUGGAGGUGCAGAAGUCUUGUCUGAACCUCUGCACGCCGGGAGUCUCUCUUGACUCCCUCUACAAGGAGAUGUGCCUGAUGACGGGAGAGAAGCUCAAACAACUAGGGAUCCUCGCACGUGACCUCAGUGGCAAUGACCUGCUCAAGGCAAUGUAUCCGUACUGUCCGCAUCAUCUGAGCCACUAUCUCGGCAUGGACAUUCACGACUGCAGCGACAUCCCCCGGAGUAUUCCGCUAGAGCCGGGAAUGGUGAUAACGAUAGAGCCAGGCAUCUACGUACCCGAAAAAGACCAGAAUGCACCGGAGGAGUUCCGCGGAAUCGGAAUCCGGAUUGAGGACGACGUGUUGAUAACGGACAACGUUGCGGAGGUGAUGACGAGCGGCUGUCCCAAGCAUCCCGAUCAAAUCGAGCGACUGCAGCAGACACGCCAGUAGGAAAUGAGCGAAUAAUAGUCGGCAGAGAGUCGGGUAUGAGAGCGCAAAGUCAAGGGGUGGGGAGUCUGCAGCACAGGUGGCAGUUGGGAGGAAGCCCUGCAUAAGGGGAUGGUAGUUGGAGGUUGGUCAAGCAGGAGGGGAUUGUAGUUAAAGUGAUUACGUCACCGUAAAUGGUAAAAAUUAAAUUUUUUUCUCCACUUUUUCACAAAAUAUAAGUAAU
Molecule: messenger RNA, 1852 nt
Organism: Priapulus caudatus
Lineage: Eukaryota; Metazoa; Priapulida; Priapulimorpha; Priapulimorphida; Priapulidae
Product: probable Xaa-Pro aminopeptidase 3
Exons: 8
Coding region: 16-1632 (538 amino acids)
Cellular component (GO): mitochondrion
Molecular function (GO): metalloaminopeptidase activity; manganese ion binding
Source: RefSeq, a predicted model, not a curated record